GGUCCUUUGUUGAUGCUGAUUCACAAAUCCUUUGACAUUGUGUGAUUAAAUUGCAAGAAUAGCACCGAUUAUUUUGUGUACUUAAAUGCACGAUUGAGUGGUAUGAAGGAAGAAAGCGUUUGAGAGGGAUAUUCAUACCGCUCUGACUCUGGGAUGAAAUUGAGACACGUCAAAAGGUAAAACUGCAACAGUCUAAUUUCUCCUUUACACACCCAGCGCGACUGCCCAGACGUUCGAUCAAUAGAGAAAAUACGCCGAUAUCAGUGGGCCUGUCUGCGAUGUUUGUGAGAUAGUAUUGCUGAAAUGAUUUUUGUCAUUUUGCCGGGUCGGGAGACUUUCCUUAUUCUGCAAUAAUGAAACCGUAUUCAUAAACUGGGACAAAACUGAACAAGAUACACAAAAACGUUGCUGUUUAACCACACUCUCUGCACGCGCGGUCCAUCUCUUUCUGUGUCGGGCUGAAUGAGGAUACCGUUAUUCUGAUCUGCAGUAGGUGCUACGGACCGUAUCGCUGUUGUUUUCAACACCGUUAGCUAGCAAGUUAGCAUCAUGUCCAACGGUAACCAACCCCCGGGUCACGGAGACUCUCUGGGCCGACUACUCUCCUCCGUCCUAUGUGUGCUGCUCUUCUCCACGCUACCCAGAGCGGAUUCCUCGUACCUCCACAGCGGAGAGUGUGUCCCGGGGAAGGACAAGGACUGCCUCGAUCUGUCAGAGAAGAAGAGUGACCUGAGAGUGUGUGACGCAGGAACGUGUCGGUUCGGAGGAACCUGCAGAGAGAACGGAGCCGACCUCAAAUGUGUCUGCCAGUUCCACUGCCAUAAGAAGUACAUCCCGGUCUGUGGCUCCAACGGAGACACCUACCAGAACGAGUGUUUCCUGCGGCGGGCGGCGUGCAAACAGCAGAGGAACCUCUCCCUGCGCUCUGAGGGAGCCUGCUUCUCCGAAGGAGGUUCAGGAUCUGGAGACGCAGAAGAGGAGGGGUCUGGCCGAGGGGGAAAGAAGACAUCAAAGUGUGGCAGCUGCAAGUUCGGAGCUCAGUGUGACGAGGACUCGGAGGAUGAGCCGUGUAUGUGUAACAUUGUGUGCAGCGGUCACAACGACAACCCAGUGUGUGGGACCGACGGUAACUCGUAUGACACGCCCUGUCAUGUCAAAGAGGCUUCCUGUCACAAGCAGGCCAGGAUCGACAUCAAGCAUGUGGGACGCUGUCCAGGGAGAGAGAAAGGAAAGAAGGAGGAGGUGAUGAAAAACAAGCCUGAACUCUUUGACCUAUCAGGACCAGAGGAGGACAAGGUGUAUGGAGGAAGUCCCUCCCCCUGUUCAGAUGAUUACGCCCGGUUUUGUGAGCACGGCCACUGUGAGAUGAUACAGAACCUCCCUACCUGCCGGUGUGAGCCAGGCUAUGGAGGCCUCCAGUGUGAGGAAAUCCAAGACUUCAACAUCCUCUAUGUUGUCCCUAGUGGUCAGAAGCUGCACUACGUCCUUAUUGCAGCCAUCAUAGGAGCCGUCCAAAUCGCUGUCAUUGUUGCCGUGGUUAUGUGCUUCACCAGGCGGUGUAACCAGAACAAAAGGGGGCGGAGACAGAAGCAACACCUAGGUCACUUCCCCUCCGGCACUUCCUCCAGGAUGAUGUAACAUCUGGUGUCUUUCUUUCCUACACAUUUUGGUACAACGAGAACUGCAUUUUGAUAAUGAUAGUUUUGUGCCUCUUUUUUUAAAAUUUGUCUCUGUUUUUAUUGGGGCCUUAUUCUGUUAUUUCUCCUCUGGACAAGUGCAGCAGUCACUUUUGCAAGAUUGCUGCAUCAGAACACGUCAGUCUUUUAUUUUUCCACAGGCUGAAAAAGGACAGCCAUUUUUUUCUUCCUGUCUUCUCUCUCUGUGCCGCUGUGCGGUAGCCUCUGUGCCAACAGAACAGGCAUUAUCCACGGACACUUUUCUCUCAUAUCUCUUAAAUCGACUUCAUCUUUACUUUUGUACACCUGAAUACCAAAUGCUGUUUUUCUAUGAAUGUGGCGGGCUCCCGUG
Hypomesus transpacificus is the source of this 2028-nucleotide messenger RNA. Its product is annotated as tomoregulin-1-like. Bases 550 to 1638 code for a protein of 362 amino acids. Gene Ontology annotation, molecular function: protein binding. The transcript has 10 exons. The record is from RefSeq and is a predicted model, not a curated record. Lineage: Eukaryota; Metazoa; Chordata; Actinopteri; Osmeriformes; Osmeridae.